ACGCAAACUCAAGAAACAGAAUCGCACGCAGAGAGAGAGAGAGAGAGAGAGAGAGAGGCAUGAGAACGAGAAGAGGAGCUUGGUAUUCUCCACCGGAUGCAUGUUCGGAGGACGCGGCGGCGGCGGCGGUGAAGAGGCCGCGGGACGUCGCCGGAGACCAGGCGGGGUGCUGCCGGAGGAGGCAGAGACUGUCUUCCGGCGGGGCCUGCGAUGCCUUCGACGCGUUGCCCGACGACCUCUUGAUUUGCAUCCUCUCCAAGCUCAGCGCGUCCGCUUCGUCCCCUUCGGAUCUCAUCAGCGCCUCGCUAACGUGCAGGAGGUUUAAUUCAUUGGCCGUCCAUUCGCUUGUCUUGUCCAAAGCUUCGUCGAAGUGCCUCGCCGUCGGGGCUACGAACUGGUGCGACUCGGCUCACCGCUUCUUGAAGCUGUGCGCCGAUUCCGGCAAUAUGGAGGCCUAUUACAUUCUCGGCAUGAUUCGGUUCUACUGUUUACGGAACCGAGGGAGCGGAGCUUCUCUCAUGGCGAAAGCCGCGAUUAACUGCCACGCGCCGGCGCUCUACUCUCUCGCCGUAAUCCAGUUCAACGGCAGCGGCGGCUCCAAGAACGACAAGGACCUCCGAGCCGGCGUCGCCCUCUGCGCGCGCGCCGCCUUCUUGGGCCACGUCGACGCGCUCCGCGAGCUCGGCCACUGCCUCCAGGACGGCUACGGCGUCCGCCAGAACGUCGCCGAGGGGCGCCGGUUCCUCGUCCAGGCGAAUGCGCGCGAGCUGGCCGCCGUGCUCUCCUCGGCGGCCUUCCCCACCCGCUCCUUGCUCGCGUGGAACCACCCCCACCACGACGCCGACGCGCGCCGCGCGGCGGCCGCGGCGGCGGCCUGCCCGUUGCUCAGCGACUUCGGGUGCAACGUGCCGGCCCCGGAGGUGCACCCGGCGAACAGGUUCCUGUCGGAGUGGUUCGCGGCCCGUGGCUGCGCCGGCUCCGGCACCGGCUCCGCCGGGGACGACGGCGGCCUGAGGCUCUGCUCGCACGCCGGGUGCGGGAGGGCGGAGACGAGGAGGCACGAGUUCCGGAGGUGCUCGGUGUGCGGGGUGGUGAACUACUGCUCCCGCGCGUGCCAGGCGCUGGACUGGAAGCUGCGCCACAAGUCCGAGUGCGCCCCGCAGGAGCGCUGGAUCAACGACGGCGACGGCGACGGCGACGGCGAGAAUGACGGAGUUGGUGCGGCUGACGAUGAUGUCAUGGCCGUGAGUUGACGGCGGUUGCGCUGCUCUCUUUACUUUUUUUCCCUCUUCGUUUUUUAACCCCCCUCUGAAAUUCUCCCUUUUUCGGGAUUACGGGGGGGUUAGGUUUUAGCCUUUUCGUUUUUUUUUUCCCCUUCUUUUGGGUAACGGAAAAACGAGAAAAUGAGGGCAAUUUUGGUGGAAAAGGAAAAGCAGAAAGAAAAAGGGGAAGUGGCGUGAAUUUUUGUUACGGCGGUCGCGAGGGACGAGCAACUUUUCAGUCUCUUCUUGUA
This is a messenger RNA of Syzygium oleosum, 1513 nucleotides long. Its product is annotated as F-box protein At1g67340. The record is from RefSeq and is a predicted model, not a curated record. The coding region runs from base 60 to 1253 and encodes 397 amino acids. Gene Ontology annotation, molecular function: protein binding. The transcript is spliced from 3 exons. Lineage: Eukaryota; Viridiplantae; Streptophyta; Magnoliopsida; Myrtales; Myrtaceae.